Messenger RNA from Amoebophrya sp. A120, 29031 nucleotides. Lineage: Eukaryota; Dinophyceae; Syndiniales; Amoebophryaceae. The record is from the annotation of a GenBank genome assembly.
GUGGACAGCAUCAAGGGGCGAUGACUUACAGCGAUAUCGUUCCGGGUGGAGCUGUGGGUGCUUCGACGACGCGUUUCGAACACGCGCCUCCACCCAUGCCGGGCGCAGCCUUUCCUGCCAAUAAUCAUGAUUUUUUUCCCGCAGGGUUCUCCCUUGUAUCCCCUGCUCUGAGAAGUUUGCCGUCGCUGCAAUUAUCUUCCUCCGAGGACGAGUGCGUUUACUUCAAGCCUGGUCAAAGCGCGGGGGCGCAGCAGUUCCCACUCGCUGAACAAUUUCCGAGUGCCUUCCCAUGUUCCGUUCCCCGAAGUAAAGCCUCGCAGCACGGUGGUGCAAGUACGGAUCCGCUUAUGCGCGGUGGCAGAGAUCCCCUCAGCAGGGCUUCGACGCGGGACGUCGGCACCUCCACGAACCCGAGCACGUUCACUUUGUCGAAGGAAGGCAGCAAGGAAGAUCUUGAUGGGUGUCUGUCGAUCUUCGAAAACGUACCCAAGCAGUCCGGCGAACAACGCAGCUUGCUCGCUGCUGGUGCUGUUGACGCGGAGCUAUACGCGAAAGAAGGCACAACCGGCGCAAUGGAUACUCUCAAUGAUGCCGUGGUUGCAGAUUCGGAUACCUUUGACGCGGAUGAAGUACCACUUUCGGUGCAGCAACUCCUGUGGCAGAAGUCCGGGCACCUGGAAGACUCGCGGCAGCUCAAGGUGCCCAAAAGCUGCGAAGAGAUGCACGAGACCGGGUAUCUGUAUACGGGUGGGAAGGUGGCUCGACUCACGCCGGCCGACUGCCGGAGGCUGGCUUCGACGGUGCAGGGAGGGCAGGGCAGGAGAGUUUCGGGCGACUUGCUAAACAUGCACGUGCAGGGAACGUACCGCGACGCAAUAAAGCCCAUCAGUACAACAGCGCGCCAGCAGGAGCAGGAGGAGCUCCAUGGACAACAUGACGGCAAUGGAGUUUGGCAGGGGGCGAGGCUCUCGCCAGGAGAGUCCGUUUUUGUACAGGUGUUCGAGAAGCUGGAGGGCACCUACAAUGGGGUGUUGGAUGCGCUCGAUGCAGAGGAGCCAUUCGAUGUGGGCAAGCAUUUGAGCGAUCGAGAUUUGGAGCGCAUGGGCGAAAAUAUACGGACAGCGGUCAGUACUGACGUAGGGUGGAGGCAGGAAGGAGAUCUGGAAGAAGGACUGGACAAUGGCGACAUGCGCCAAAGUUUAUUCUUGCCGCACCACAGUGCAUCAUCUUCAUCGCCAACCGCGAGGCGGGGCAGUUCGUAUCGCAACUUUCUGGCCGAGACCUCGAUCUUAGAGCAAAUUGAGGAGAGUGUGUCGGCGAAGGUUCUGGACGAAAAGCAAGAGGCCGGUACGCUAUUUCCGGACAGCGAGGAGGCCCUGCUUUUCACCGGAAAAUGGGAGAAGGUGACUGAAAACACUGGCGCCGACAGCGAUGAACAAGACGAAAGGCACCUCCACCGACCCGGCUCCACCUCUUCGCUUCGGCCUCUGUCGACCGCUUCGCCGGUUUUGGAGAUUCUCGGGCACGAGAUCAGUCACCACGGAUCUGUCACCUACAGUUACGAUCUGCAAGAUCCGGACUUCCUGCUCUCGCACGACCAGCACGCGGCCCUGGCGGCGACGGCGCGCGCCGAGGAACAGGCAAGUCGCUUUCUGCAGAGCACGAGCACCACGGCCGACUCCAAUCUCCCGGGCGCGGAUGCGCUUCGGCCGCGCGACGGGGGGACAGCUAAUAUUCCUCUCAGCCUACAGUUCAAUUUUCUCCCGCCCGUCUCGCCGCGCCCUCCUGCCGAGUCUGCUACUAGUACCGUAGGUGCGUCGUCGUGGUCUACACCUUUGAUGUUACAACCGGGCCACCACGCUAGUACACCAAGAAAUGCGUCAUCUGGGGGCGGCUCCCGUAGUCACAAGACGAAAUUCUCCUCCUGGCGCGCCGUGAAGAAGAGGCAAAUCACGAAGAGGCACACUGACCUGCUUCGCAAGACCCCGCAUGGCGUGCGGCGGGACCGACUCGCGAGUCAGACCAGUGGUCCGACCACACCGGCCUUUGGGACCAGUGGCGGCUCGGUGGCCCAGGAGGAGGCGCAGUGCUUUGUCGUGGACGAGCAAGACGAAGGGAGCCGCCAGCUGCUGAAUGAACCGAUCCUGCAGCAGAUUCUGCAGUUCCAGCCCGGAACUUUUUCUUUAUCUUCCCCGAUCGACCAAUAUUUUGAGGAAAAUGUGAUUCUCGACUCCAGGCCUGAGUACCAGUUGCACCCGGCCGGGCUGCGGUUGAUUAUGUGGCAGCGCUCGCCGAGUGCCCGCCGUGGGGGGACGGCGCUGGUCAUGAGCAUGCGUUUGCUGCGCGCCGUCGCGGAAGGGGGCGGUGGAGCCGGGUCGCCGGCACAGCGCUGGGCGGAGUCGGACUGGAACUACAUGAUUCGCACGCGGGAACGGCAGGCCCAUCCCGUCCUCUCCGGCGCACAGAGCACGGCGCAUUUUCCCGGGUCGCCUCCCUCCGAAAUCACCUCGACCACCCUGUACCGUCGGUUGACCCCUCGGCUCAAAUUUCUGCCCUCGCCGGACGAACGACGGAGGAGGAAGACGCGAAGUUUACUACUUGAUUAUUGAAAGGAAAAAUCCCCCCUCCCCAUAUUGAAAAGGUAUGUCUCCGAAAAUUUGUGUUGCUGAUUUGAGGCCACAAAUCACAUUUGUCGCGCAAGAAGGCGACCCUACUGUCUCCGCCGCACUAUGCGCGCGGUUUGUGAUGCUGCCUGGCCUACAGCAUAGGCAUUUGUGAUGCUAAGCGUCCACGUCAGAAGCUCUGUACUCAGGCACGGCGCAUGCCUUCAGUCCUGCACUGCAAGACAGCCCUGAUUUGUGUACGGAAAUCCAGCAUCAGAAACUUCGUUUUGAUAUGGGGAGGGGGGAUUUUUCCUCACAAUAUUGAUGGCACGCAAGAACGCGGCCAACAGCAGGCCGCAGAGUUGUCCUAUUUUCAGCUCAACGAACUGCUCUCGGUGUACGAGCUGUCGGGCGUCUGGCAGCGCGUGGUGCCAGGCUCCUCGCUCUCUGCGGAGGAACAGCGUGCAAAAGACAACGGCGCGCCACGAAGAGAGGAGCAGAAUCGACGAAAUAACCGUUUUAGUUCCGGUUCGUUUCGCAUAUUUGGCACCCGCAUUGUCCCGCUAAAUCGGGAAUCCGAAGUGCAAAUUGUAGGAGAUGCUGGGCGAGGCGCGGCGAACACGAGGCGCUCAUCUUUCGCGGCAGUCGGCCAGGCGAAGGCUGUGGACAAGCUUCGUGGCGAGGCGUGCGCGCCGCGUAGCAGUUCUUCGAGUACUGGCGGAGCUGUCUUGCAGUUCUUUCCCGUUCUGUCGGAUUCUGCUCUUUCGCAAGCGCCUGCACAGCGUCGAAAUCGACCCGCGGCAGCAGAGCCGCGAACGCGGUACGAAAUUUACCUGACGGCAUCCGAAGACCAAAUUGACCGGGGGCUAGAGGGGGAAAGUGGUGACGUUCAUCUGGGCGAGGAGAGGCAUACGAUCCGGGUGCCUAUUUGGUACUCUCCGAUGACGCCGACCUUCAUGUUUGUGGGAGGGACGCUCUUCAUGCGUGAAACACCGACGCUAAUGCUUGCGUGAACGGGGAAGCAACGACAAAAUGACUAGCAGUUCAAAAAAAUGUGCUGCGCUGAAAAAUGUACUGCGCUCUACGCAGGAAUAAAGAUCCAGCACUCCAGCAGGGAGAUUAUUGCAAAGCGAGAAAAUGAAGAGCGCUAGUACACUGAGAAAUGAAGAGAACACGACUAGCACACUAGAAAAUGAAGUACACUACUAGUACACAAUCUCAAAUGUAUGAUCAGUCACUACACACGACUCAAGCACGAUGAGACUGUGCUAAUUAUACACAAAUAGGCUUUAUUGGUUGAGAGGUUGCAGCACGGGUGCAGAUACGAAAUCGAAACAAUGUGCGCCCGGCUCGUGGAACAAACAAGGCAGACCAAAGCAGGCACGCCGUAUCAAAAUCCUCUCGUUUAUGAUCUGUAGCUUUUAGACAUGAAGAUUAGUUGUGUGACGUCAAAGGAGUCGUGGGCGUUCAUCCUCGAGCCUAUUCGCGGAGUAGGUGACAUCUGCGGAAGCACUUAUCAGCUGUAAUUAACAAAGGCCUCUUAUCCUGAGUAAAAACGUACCCACGCCAGAGUUGUAAUGCAGAUUUGCAAAGACAGCGACAGGAAGACUCGUACUGCGCAUCCCCAUGAGGGCCAUUUCCAGUCGUGUUUUGGAAUUUGUGAUGCUGUGAACAGGAUGAGCAGAUGAAUCUGUGAUGCGGCUGCACUUGCUAACCUGCACUACACUGCAGAGUGCAACUUGUCAUGCGUGACUCACAAAACUCCUAGGAUUGUGUUGCAAAAUCCUCAUCCUGACUCUGGUGUGGGUACGUUUUUCCUCAGGAUACCUCUGCCUCUCCAAGUACACUAGAAAGUUGGGCCCCGUGGUGCCGGUUUCUCGGCGCGAUGCGUUUUCGCAUCGUUGUGAGAACAGACGUUGACGCUCCGUACUACUUACUAAACAGUGAACGCAAGAGACGCGAUGAAGUUAGUAUCACUGUGAUUUCGUUGCCGAUAAGUGAAGGCAUUCGAAGCGGAGCGAUGCACCCACUGCAAGGCGAAUGAUCGCUCGACCAAAGACUGGGGAAGCCUAUACCUAAAGACCCCUGCAUUAUUUUCAAUAAGAAGAAAAAGGGCGCAGGCAAACGGUGAGCGACUUGUGACGCGCCCAGUUUCGAAAACAUCUCCCGACAUACUAGUAUAUGAGUCGAGAUAUUUUAGUCACGAAAACACGACGGCAGUGAAAAUGAAAGCAAGUGACCACAGCCUGCUAAAGACAACGAUAAAAGUCACAGAUAACUUCCUCGAGUUGCAUGAUUUUGAAACAGAGCCACCGAUACUUAUAGAGAAUCAAAACAGAGUGAUUUUCAAGGUGAAAGAGACCACGGACAAGGAAUGGGAAAGGUUCACACGAGAAGUAGCGAAGUUGUUUCGAAAGGUGAACAUAGGAGAUGAGACAGACGAAACAAAAAUAGUCGACUAUUGGACGGAGGGGAUUCUUCGCCGCGAGGACUGGGUGCCGGGGCAGGAGAUCUCGACGAAGAAAGCAGAUGGGCUCUUGAUAAAAAUGCGAAACAUCUUCAAACAGGUCGGGAGACGUACGCUGAAGUUCAAGCAUGAGAAGAAAAGGAAGAAAGACAAGAAGAACAAGGAGGAGCAAAACAUGAACAAGCAAGACGUAGAUGAGAAAAAUCACAACGAAGAGAAGGCCAGCCGAGAAGAAAAGCACGGAGACGAGCAGGAAGACGUAAGCGCAUCCCCCCCAGAGAUAGACUGGGAUGGGAUCAUCAAGAGAAAAGGCAAAAGCAAGUGGAGCACAGGCUUCCCCAAAAUGAUGGUGAAGAGCGACGAAGCGACAGGAGUAAAGUAUCUCAAGAGGGCGACGGGGGUCGAAGCCAAGGACCUGAGCGAGGCCAACAAGGAACUAAAGGCGCGAAAAGUAAACAUACCCCCCCUAGAAGACGAGUGCACGCGGGCGCCGGCGGAGAUAUGCAGGAUAAUAAAGAACUUCUUCAGAGAAAAACCGUUCAAAGUUUACGAAGAAUUUGCAACGCGUCCGAGCUCGAAAGACGAAGUCGCGCAGGCGUGGGGAAAAGCGGAAGCCGACUACAGGACAGCGCAGGCAGAGGCGAAAGAGGAAGGAGGCGCGACGUGGUCGCUCUCAUACCAAGAAGUGGAGGCAGCAAUAAGAAAGUUGGAACCAGGUCGCACGCCCGGUUUUUGCAUGACAACGCAUGAAAUGAUCAGGCAUGCAGGGCCAAAUAUGAGAUGGGCAAUAUUUCAAUGCAUGGCGGCGUAUGUGAAGGACGGAACGUAUCCGAAGAUGGGAAGGCAAAUAUCGAUGGCAGCAGUGCCAAAAGUUUCCGGAGGUUGCUACAUAGAGUCCCUCAUGCGACCGGUGAGCCUUUGCUCCGUUUUCAGCAAGCUCCUAGACAACGUGCUGGACACACAGACGACAGCCCCUCUUCCUAGACGGGUGGAAAUGGGAGGGGGCGACCCUCCUCGGAAGAAGCAAAGCGGUCCAGCCGGAGUUCUCCAACGCGUGCAGGCAGUCACACGGUAAGGAGUUUUCGACGGUCGUCAUCGUAGAUGGCAUUUUCAGGCAGGCGCACUGCUCAGUCAUCCUGAAUGACUGCUGUUCGGGUUUUGAUAUUGUUUGUCAUGUAGAAGCCCUAGGGCAGCUGGAGUAUAAGCUCUGCCCACCACAGCAGCGAGCAUCGGUAGCAGGUUUCCUGAAAAUGAGGAAGAUAAAGCUACCAGGAGGAAAAGAGUACAGCCUGUGGGUCGGCAAGCCGCAAGGAUCACCGUUGAGCGGCUCGGUGUGGAACGGAUACACAAUAGAAUUAAUAGUAGACCUAGUUGCCCUAGACGUUGUGAAGGCGCUGAGUGCGUACAGCGACGACAUCACCGCAGUAGUGGUCGAGAAAGACGAGUCCGAGAACAUCCCCGAGAAGAUGCGACAGCUAGGCCUGAAAAGAAAAAUCUUCUUCGACGCGAACAAGCACAAGCGGAUCACAUUCAACGCGAAGCGGCCACCAGCUAAGUCAUGCACAGGGGUGGGGAAGUCUCUCGGCGUCACGUACGACGGGACAUACUCCUUCACCUCGCAAGCGGAUCAAGUCCUGAAAAAAGUAGGAAAAGAGUUUGCAUUUUUGCAAACAGAAAAAGGAUGGAGCAAAAAACAGAACAAGAUGCUCAUCGAAUCUUUUGCAUACCCAGCAGUGACCUCAGUCUCAGUAGUAACAUUUCCAUACUUCACGCAGACAGCGAAGAAAGAAAUCGCAAAAGAGUUCUCGACGAAAAUAAAACAACGACUAGGCAUUCCGAGGCACUGCAGCAAUUCGGUCAUGUAUAACGCCACAGGGCUGCCGCACCCAGUAGACAGUCUGCUAGUUGAAGCAUUAAUGACUUUCUACAAGGGGGCCGCGCUCAGUAUCUGGCCCUUCCACCAGGAGGAGGAAGAGGUGCCAGAUUUCAGGCCAAGCAAAGAACUAGAGCGAGCAGCAGGCUCGCAACCCCAUCCCCCCACACAGGUACAAGCCCCGCCGGAGGAGGCCGCGCAGCCGGCGGCAGCUGUCUCGCACGGCGAAUCGCAGGCAAGCGCGGACAUCCCCCCCCCCCGACGACAUCCCGGGCGACGAUGCAGUUGCUGCUCUGCGUGACCCAGUUGCAGCGACAGUAAUAAGAGACAAUCCCCUAUGGGCCCACUGCGACGAAGCAUGGACAAGCAGAAUGAACCGAAUAGCACUAAGCCAAGAAUUCCAACCCAUAGCAGCAAGCGCCGCCAAUCUGCAAGUAGGGCGGCAGUUCUGGCGCGGCGUGAACAGGAUCCAAGUCUUCCCAAUGAGCAAAAUAGCGAGCAGGUUCCGUCUACGUGAUCCCGCGGACAUCAAGAAGCACAAAAUGAAGAACAACACGAGGCGCAUGAUCUCGCGCCUGAUAGAGAAGGAGGCCAGGCGGCACCUUACGCACGCGGACACGAUGGCGACUUUCACGGACGGAGGAGCAAAAGGCGAGCGGGGAAGUGGCGGGGGAGCAACAUGGCACAAAGUCCUCCCGUCGGCGCCGAAGCCUGCGCCAGUAGUAGCCAGCUUCUGCGGAGUAGAAGCAAAAAUCCACUACGAACUAGAAAUCAACCCGGACUCCUUCGACGGCGAGUGCUUCGGCUUGAAGCAUCAGAUUAAUGAAAUACUAGAGAAAAUACCUGCAGCAGUACUGAAAUCCAUCAAGCGGCACGUCUUCUACAUUGACUCCAGCGGGCUGGUGAUGGCGAUAGAAGCACUGCGGGACAAAUCCAAUGUCAUGGUGAUUGACAUUGUGCGAGCACUUGAAAGACUAGAAGAGGCAUCAGCGCCAGGAGUUGAAAUUAUUUUCAACUGGUGCCCGUCGCACCUAGGGUGCUACUUCAACGACUUUGCAGAUGCGAUGGCAACAAGAGGCCUGAAGUACGUAGGAGACUCGUCGCAGGGACGUAAAACCUUUGAAAAAGUCAUAACCGAGAAGCUGCUAAGAAGGAUGAUCAGUCAGAUCGUCUACAGCUGCCCCAGAGGCUAUAGCAGCACCCACCCCGCCUUACUACGCAGGUCCGAAAAGCUCGGACAGUACCAAAGCGACGAAAAGCGCCCUCGCUUCAUCGACAACGUCAUGGCUCUAGUUUGGCUAGGGGUGGGAAAUCAGGGGCAGCUAGGAAUGGGCAAGACAGUUCAUGACGCUAAAAAACCCGAAGCAAGUUAUAUGCAGUGUCCUAUCUGCAAGAAAAAAGCGACCCCGACUACAGAUCGCGCACUGUUUGAGUGUGAAGACGUGCAACUAGUGCAAUUGCGCAAAGAGUGUCUAGGCUGGCCACGACAGAUGUCGUGCGAAAAUCGCAGAAGUUACCUACAGGAGCGGAAAAACGUGAAGAACAUUCUGAACUACUACGAAGCGGCAUCGCAAAAACACGCGGGAAUUCUUCCCACGGGGCUAGCCAACGCGAUCCGGGCCGGGCAAGAGAAAUUCAACGCGGCGGAGUUCCAAGACCUGCAGGAGUGGCAACCGGAAAAAGCACAGACGAAAGUGCACGAGCGAGACCUAGAAAAAAUUGCGAAGUGGAUCGGCGACCUGUAGCGCGACGGCGACAGCUGCAUGAGAAACAGCAGAAAAAGCGGCACGGCGCAGCUUCUUCCCUUCCUGUUGAUUGGCGCGGCGCCAAUCAACGGACGAAAAAACCACAGCCCCGACCACCCCCAGAGCCUGUCUUCUACGGCGCAAUUUUGCCACCGAACCAAACCGCAGGGCAGUACCACGAGGCGAAGCAGAAAUCCCCACCCUCCCCCCCACAGUCUGGCCAUGGCGGUAAGAGAUACCCCAGGCGGUAGGGCAAGUGUGGGGCGUUAGUGCGGGAGGAGCGGAACCACACACAGUGCGUCCCCUGGGCUCUCCGGAGCCGGAAGUCAGGCAACGUGGGUGCGCCAAGUGGGAGGUGGGGAGGCCGAGCAGCCAGACGGAGACAAAGAAGCGUGAGAUGAUGUUGAGGCGCGUGUUGAGGUGCUAACAUAGCUAAAGGCACCAAGCUGCAGUGCAUAGUUAAACAGAACAAGUAGCGCAAAAAGCUGUCCCUACUGAGCUCGAUCGCGAGUUCAAGGCGCGGAGGGCAUCAGAGGAGAGCAGUAUACUAAACAGCGGCUGUUUGGGACCGGCGCGGUGGAUGAUCAUUUUCGUCCCAUUUUCUGCCGGAUUUCUUUAGUUUAAGAUCCGUCGACGGCCGCCUCUGUUUGGUCGUCGAUCGAUCCCUUGGAAGGACCUAAAUUUUCACAAUUUUGAAAAUUUUCAAACAAAAAGUCAUCCUUUUUGUGUUCCGAAGUCGUCGCUUCCGCCCCUGUUAAGGUUUUGGCGGUCAGUGUGUUCCGCAAAUGCAGCAGUCGCGGUCGUUAAGUAUUAUAAUGCGUUUUCGAAGUAAAAUAGAUAGGAUUUGUGAUGCAGAAUCUGUCGAUCCGCAUCACAAUAUGGACUCGACAGCGACGGCAUGGCCGUCCGCACUUUUUCGUGCUAGUGUUCUCCCCCAUGCUAUGCCGAUGAUGAUGCUUGUGUUCGUCCGCGCAUCUCCUAGCUAUUUCGAGGUCGUAUCGUCGUGUUUUCUUCGUGUGUGUUCAACGCCGACAUCGGGGACCGCUAGCAGCGACCACCGAGUGUGCAAGCCGGGCGCCCCGGAUUGGAUUGUAUCAAAAAAAAAAUGGAGACAACUAUCGAUAACUAAACUAGACAACCCAAGAGGUGACGUGCAUGCGAAACAGGUGGUACUAAGUGCAUCGCGUUCUCCAUGCAUCUCGUGACUCGAUUGCGACAUUAUAUUUAAACAAGAAAAAGCAAAGUGAUUAGUACUGCCAGCUCCGCAACCUUUUUGGAGCACGUGGUCGCAAUAGUUGGGUCGCAUGUCAAAAAAAAUGUUGUUGUCAUGCGCUUUUGCAUGUUGUCUAAGUCUUUUCGAUAGUCGUCUCAUGAUUAACCACGGGCAUAAAGCGGCCGCACCGAAAGCCGUCGUUUCCAGAAGAUCGUCUUGAACUACACCCGAUCGCGUCGUACUGCAUCCAGGAACAGCCAUCGGAGUCGUUGCGGAGCCGGCGAUGCAUAACGGAGACGCAGGUAUGGUCAUCGGAAUCGGAGGAACAUAUCGACGAAAAGUAUGAUACUAAUGAUUGAAAGCUAGCUACACACGAAGUAGCUUCGCUGCUUCGUAUAUUCUUUUUGGUCUGUAGUUGCAAAGUGUUUAGGUCAAAUGCAAAUAGAAAACUGCCAUCUUGCCUCCGAAAAAAGUAAUGCGAUUUUAGUGCACCACGUGAUGAGAAAGCGUACGACUUCCCUACUAAGCUCGGACGCAUCAAGCGUCUAGGCAAGUGGGAUACCCACGAACUGACAAUAUAAGUCUGAUGCUUUUUUCCUUCUUUCACAAAACCAAAGCAGGACGACCGCCGCUACGACGAAUGUCUUCGUGUCGCAUCUAUCGCAGUCAAAACGCGGGCGAAGGCCUUGAGAAGAGUGUUUUGCACGUGGUCGUGUGCAACAGUAGCUGAUGAGAAAGAAAAUGCAAAGUCGAAUUGUAAGUUUUUGCCCGAGUGUAAGUGUUUAGCAGCGUCAAUCUGACUACCCUGGGAAGCAUUCAUCUUAGAUGUACAAGCACCGCCAAGGAUGAGAAAUCUAAUGAAUGCGAAGGCGAACUCGAAGUAGUUCGGGACCGCUGCCGAAAACAGCAAAAAUCCGGAUGAAACUCUGAGGCGUUUUUUCCAUCGAAGUGUUCUUACUUUUCUGUUUUCGUGUCGCAAGAGCGGGCGUGUACAUCGAGUGAAAAGGGUCGAGCAUUAGGUCGGUGCUUUUUUUUGCUUUUGUUUUUGCUUAUGUACUAGUUUAUAGCUCAAACAAGCGUACUACCGUUCGCAUUUGUUGCAUUUGCAGGAAGAAGAGCGGAAAGUCACUUCUGCGAGGGAAUGAGUACGUUUUUCAACGCACUUCGUGCGAUAAUACUAACGGGGAAGAUGAGAGUGUUUUUCGUGUAGGUUUCGAGCAGAUAAAGCAGUACAAGAGCGAAGGAGCGGAUGGACAAUGGAAGAAGAAGUCGAGACGCAACGCAGGAGAAGAUGCGAAGCACAAUAUUUUCUAAAAUACUAGCAGCUUCCCCCCUGGUUGUAACAUCAACAUACCGCCGCGGUUUGUUGAUCUAACAUCUGCGUCGUAGUAUCCCCGCAGGUUUUACAAGAUGAAAAAGCAGAAUAAGCGGAAACCUGCGGAGACGGACCUGGUGGUAGCAGAGGAAGUACCUGCUCCACCUCCUGGGCCGCGAGAAAACAAUCCGGUGAUCGACUUCUUCUACGGGUUAGGAGAAGUGCCUGCUCGCGCCGCGUGGAGGUUGAAUAGUUUGCUGUGCCGAAACGCGAAAAGCACAUCAUCGACGUACUUCAACGACAUCAAGUACGAGGUCGUCGAUGUAAAAUGCGAAAUGGACGGAUCGACGACCCAACAACUAUUCUGGUCCGGGUCGACAGUGGGCAGGCUGCGAAUAUUUGCGCACAUCAUGUUCAUGUUUUGCACGGUGUACUUCAUCAUCGGGGGGUACGACAGUAUCGGCACCGUGUGCAUUCCGGCACAUGCAGUAUUGUACCCGAAUAGCAGCAAGUAUCCAAAUGAAAAAACUCGAUGCUGAUUGGUGUGAUCAUUUUCAUUCUAUUUGCAUGACAAAUCUCAAAACGUCCGCAGAUGAUAGUCAACAUCACCUGAUGAUAAUAAAUACCAGCUGCCUCGCAGCUGAUCUGUAAUGCAGAACUUGUGAUGCAGAAGCACUAAUCUUUCGAGUCACGUCAAGCAUCGAGUUUGGUUGUGAUAUUUUUUUUGACCGUGCCAAGCUGGGCGAGAAGAACGCAUCCUGUUUUCGGGGCUUCAGUGAAGCGUGGGAGGUGGCUGAGCAGCUGCUCAGCUACAUCCGACCGGAGGAGUGGUAUAAAAAUCUACACCCGGCGACCGUCAAAAUUUUUAGUCCCUCGACUGAUAGUGGCGGAUCCACAAUCAACAGUUUUUUUUAUGUGGGCGCCGUAUUCCUGUCCAACUCCUGGCUGCGGAGCAACGUGAUCCUGUGGCCGACUCGGUGCCUCGCGCACCAAGUCGCCAUCACCGGCCGCAGCAGUGUCGAGCUGUAUCUGGGAUUGUGUGGACUCGACAAAACGCGAUGGCAACGGAGGGUGUAUCUGCAGGUAUGAAAAUUUUUGUCAUGCAAAGGGUGAUGCUGUGAAGAUGUGGAUAGUAUGCAAAAUAAAUUUAUUAUUUAUUUCUUACAGGGGAUGAGCAUCAAGCUGAUGCAGGAUCGGGUGCAUGCAAAGCUGGCAGAGAUGAAAGUGCACAUCUCGCAGGCGUCUAGCGAAACCUUCAACCCAGCACCGCAGCCGGAGUUCGUCGACUUCGUAAACCGGAUCCCGAUUCCAAUCAAGAAGAAAGAAUUCUUCUUGAAAUGCAACGUAAAAUGCACCAACCUGAUGGCGCCCCACGCCGCACGGGAACAGGCUAUGCAGGCGGUACAUAAAUUGUACAAAGGAACCAGAUUGCCCGUCUGGACCAGAUGGCUAACUGUGUCCAUCGCACUGGCACAGUACGCGGCGAUGUGUGCAUUUUGUUUGCCGCUGAUUCUCAUCGGGCUGGGGUCGACGAUAAAGUUCGGAGAUGAACAAUACUUGUCCCACGAAUUCCAGCUUAACAUGAGCGGAAGCACAAGUUUUUUUUUUUGAUAUUUUGUUGUGAUUCAAGAUAUGACGCAGAAAGAGCACGCGUGGCUCUUCGUUCUAGAUUUUGCAAUGCAAGUGUCAUGCUAAAGCAACCACAUGCAUUACAGAGUCGUCGCUUCCAGAAUGCAUUACAAAUUUCCAAAUCUGAAAACACGACCCAGAUAUGCAGUUCAUCUACAACAUUAGCAUCUGGAUGGCGAUGAUUAUCCUGAACCCGUCGGACAACUACUGCCGCGAACUUUUGAAGUCGAGCGACCGAGACGAAUCGCAGAAACUGUGGCGGACGUUUUUGCAGGAGGUAAGCGACGCAGUAAAAUACCUCGGGAACCGGGAGGCAGUUUUGUCUGACAUGAAGUUCUUGUUUUGCCGGGUCGGGCAGCCGGACGUGCAAUUUUCCGCAGCGCAGGAGGCCUUGGUAUCGACGUUGAAGAUUGCUUGACUAAUGCAAACCUGUUUUCGCAUGACAAAUUUCCAACAUCAUCAUCAAAUGCAUGACAAAUUCUUUACAGAUCGACUUUCACCGCGUUGCGGCGCAGUUGGGAUUGUACUUCUCGAUUACAUCAAUGCGGUGCCGCGAGUUUUCAACCAACAAACACGACUCCUGGCUCGUCAAGUACAUGUUCAAAGACCGCUCCAAGUGCAUCGAAGAAUUGGAAAACUGGCAGGACGGAAACUACGAGCAGGGGGAUCCGGGAACGAUGGCACUGGAAAGCCUCGCGGCGUGGUACAAGGCGCAGCCGCCGAAGCAGCGGAAGAGUCGUCUGCAUUCGGCGUGCUGCUAUUUGUACCGGCGGAACCGGCUGACGAAGAACGUGGAGAGGAAAAUCGGCCGGUGCAAGCGGGUAUCGCGGGAAGUCCGCCACGGUUUGAAAAGCACACCAGGGGCCGACACGGCCUGCAACAGGACGGACUGGCAGAAUUGCAGGGAUUCUGCUGUGGACGAAGCAAAGCGGUUCGACACCACACCCGCAGACGAUGACACGCAGGCCCGCGCACCUGCGGCGAAGAAGCGCACCUACCACGUUCCGCGCGCAAUCGACAUGAAACGGAGUCACCAGUGCAAGACGGUGGAAAAGCAGGAAGGAAAGCAUGGAUCGCUGAAGACAACGCACCUGCUGAACAGUUGGGGCAGUGCUGCGGAGCAGACGAAGUACGAAGCGAUGGCGCAGCUGCAGAACAAAAAAGAAGUCAAAGCAGGACCCAAGUUCGAGUCGGAAAGCGAAAGCGAGGAUGAGUGGCCGGAUCGCGCGGAGCCGGUGGCGCUGGCGGAGCGUGGUUGCUACCUCGCGGUGGAAGACGCAGUGUGUAGUGAGUUUGUCACUGACAAGAACGAUUACCGGAAGCUGUUGCCAAUCUCCACCUCCCGGGUCCUGCAGCCACUGCAGAACGAAUCUCCGCCGGAAAUACGCGUCAAAGCGCGGAAGGUGCCACUGGUCGCGGCGAUAUUGGAUAAGUACGUGCGGGCGAAGAGCAAGACGCUGAAAGAGAAGUGCAGCACGGAUACAAAAGAAACGAAGAAUGGUAUCACAGUGAAGAACUACUAGCUUUUCAAAAAGAAUGCGAGCUUGUUUCGCUUGACCCACAAUUUGUAAUGCAACACUUGCGCAUGACAAGUUCUUUUUUGCAAGAAAAAGCGUGUUUUUUCUGUGAUACCUUCUUCAUAUGUGGAGCAAUUGCAGCUGCACCACCUGCAGGACGACGAAAGCUUGGAAGAUAACCUGCCGGAGCCGGAACCAGAAGCGGAGAUCAUCGACGGAGAUUUGAAGGUUGCUGCCGCGGUGGAAAAGUUGGCUUCCGACUUGAAAAAGCUGCUGACAAACGUCUUGAUCACGAAGCUGCGGCACAAGGAGACGAACGAACUGCACGACUUCAUGAUCCUGGAGAUCAUGUGCGGUCCGGCGCAUUUCAAGGCGAUACAGCUGCAGAAGCUGCCUGCUGGAAAAGACGAAGUGCAGGGCGUUUUUGACGAGAAAUUCGCGCCAACCUGCGUGAUGGUUUACUCCGACUGCGACGUGGAUUACGACCUUGGGGAGGCGCACAGCUUCUUCACGAUGAAGCUACUACCGGACGCAAAGAUGGCGCUUCCGUGCGUGUGUCGCGGAGAGCAGGUCACGAUUAACCUGGAUAAGACGGUGAAAGUGAAGCCGCAACCCGACAAGACCAUCUCCGAGGACGCGAUCAAGCAGAUGUCAUUGAUGGAGAGAUACGCUCUCAAUGAUAACGUUCAGCGGACGAUGCGGCCGGUGGCACUGCGUAUUGUAUCGGUGGAAACGUAACCAAGCAGCUUCGUGGUCGGUUGCUGGAGAAAUACGACCAGAACGAGCGACUGGUGUUGCGGUUGGUGCUGUGGAUAAAAAAGCACUGCUCCGCAGCCGAAGCUGCGACUGAAAUACAAGCAUUUUGUCAUGCAAAAAGCAUGCAUAUGUGACGUUUCUCCGAACAGACCGGGUGCUUGGUUACGUUUGCAGCGUGGAUAAGCUGCUGACCCGCAAGUACAGGACAAAAUCUACGUGGUGAAGGAGAAGCAGAGCGUCGUGGUGCGGCUGCACCGCGAAGUGGAUGAAGAUGCCGCAUUGGCUGCUGACGACCUUAUUCCGGAGCUCUCUUCGCAGAGCAAGCAGAAGGAUACCCAAACGCAGCAGACGUCUCUGGAUUCCCAAGUGUCGCAGAAGGCGACUGUGCAGAUCGAUGGACGGGAGUACAAGGAGUUCGUUUGGCAGAAGAAGAUCGUCGCAUCCCGGAUGCAUCCGCUGCGAAUUUCCGGCUUCAAGGUCAGCGAAAAUACCAGCAAGUCCGACAACCGCGGGAAAGCCAAGGACAGCUUGCGUUUCAAGGUGGAAUGCAUCCACGGAACGAUGAAAAAGCAGAUCGUGGACUGCUAUUCGUCGCGGUGCUUGAAUAUGAAGACCGGGGCAACGAAAAACGCCGUGAAGUACAUGCGGCAUGGCGAGCACAGCGACCACUUCUUCGUUCACCGAGUUGAUGCUAAACGUGUGGAGUUGCCGUGCGCGCUUCAUAGCACCACGAGCCGUCCUCCACAACAAAGAUCCCACCGCUUUUCCUGGCCAACACCACGUGGAUGCGCUGAAGCUGCAGUACGACGAGGCGAUGAGCGAGAUUCUGGAGUACGCGAAGCAGGUGGUAACCGUGAACGGGAAGAAGUGGGUGGAGAUCGAAGCUGAAGCGACAAUCGGCGACGGUGAAUUGAAGUGCUUGGGCCCUGCGUUUGUCGCGCCGCAUUACCACGAUUUUCCGGCAGCGGAGGACGCGUUGGAUGGUGAUGAGUUGCCCGUGCUGCUGGAGAAGAAGAAGCGAAAGAAGAAGAACGGAAAGCUGCCUGCUAUUGCGGAAGAACCAGAGCCGGAAUCCGCAGAGAACCUGUUGCGGAAAAUGGGCACCGCGUAACGGGCGGAUCGACGACAAGAACACAACGAUUUGGAAGGACCAGGGGGGAACGCAACUCGUUCUCCAGCAGCAGCCGGCAGCUUCAGAAAAUAAGCACUCAUUUUCUCUCUUUUAAGACUCUUCUGUAGAAAGCGUGAUCAUUUGGUAGUCAAAAUAUUAAGAAAAUAUUAAGAAAAUCUUAUGUAGAAAAACAUAAAUUAUUUUGUCCAUUCGAGAAAAUAAUGAGACCUCUAUAACCGUGAUCGUAGCAUCGUGGAACGUACAAAAUAAUGGACAUACGUUUUUGAAAAUAAUGAGAUAGUAAUUGCCUCAAUAAUUCUACUCAAAAUCUUGCUCUCCUUCUUAAGUUUUCGCGAGUCGUUCUAGUUGAAGUAUUCUUAAUAAAAUGAACAGCUUUCUUCUUGUAAAAUCUAGAUUUUCACGUUCCCAACUUCAAUCAUCUGUAGCCGGAAUCGACGAGAAGGUGACCAGGAUCGACUUGGCAUGACCUCCGCCAUGUAGAGCAGCCUGGAUCUGAUGCGUUCAUGAGCUUGUCAUGCUGGCAGCUUUGUACUUCAAGAAGGCGACCUUCUGGAUUUGUAAUGCAGCGUUCCUGAGUUUGUAUUGCCAAGGAGAUCCUGCAGAUGCAUACCGAAGACCGCGAUGAACUCCAUGGCCACGUCCGCGUCGACCUGCACGACCAUGGUGUCUACUUGGUGGGCUGCACGAUCUUCGUCACCUUCUCGAUCGACUCCUCCAAUAGUACCUGAUAGAAUGUAGGAUAGAAUAACAAAUAGUAGAAGCACGCUUUACAGUAGUAGGCUUCGCAGUAGUAGACGUCCACUAACAGAGGUAUAAAAGCGACGCGAUGUAGUACAUGAAAGUGAAGAAAUAGUAAUAGAAUACAUGAAGAAAAGUAACACAUCUUGCAUGGCAUGGGAAAGCAUUGAGUUGAAGCUUGGAAAAGGGAUAGAUGAACACAGCAUAGCAAACAUAGUGGAAAAGUAACAAAAAAGCACGCGAAAAUCUUGUACAGUUUCAGUGUAUAACUUUGCUGCAUACUUCGCAUCAGUUGCGCGUCAUAUUUACAGUACAAAACCAGAAAAGAAAGUAGUAGUACCUAUUUGCCAGCGUGCUUGAGCUCGUUUUCACAUCUUCUGCACCGUGUUCGCGUCGAAGGUCUUGAUGAAUAGAAGUUCGCUGAAGUGUAUUUUUCGCACAUGAUGAUUGAAAAGUGAUCACGGAUCCAGUUUCGUACUACAGAUUUGAAAUAUAGUAGAAGUACUUCUUUGUUUCUCAGCGAAUUGAUAUCGCUGCACACACAGAGUCGGUUCUUUCUUUCUCUUUUUUUUCAGAGCGAGGUAGCUGCUGAUUUGAAUUCUUUGAACGUCCUUUUCAAUAAAAAACCGUAGCCGAUUAUUAUGAACAGCCAAUCCAGCCUUCGCAGUACUCCUACAUCAGAGCGCUCUAGCACUUAUCACACUUUGGGACUUCUGAGCGCUACACUGUGGGCUGGUGAGGCUUUAGCAGCAGAGAGUAUUCUUGAUCGUGAGUCUAGUUCUGAGGAAUCUGAGCCACUCAUGCCACCGCGCCUUACACGACAUGAUACUGAGCAGGUGGCUCAGGCCGUCGCAGAGUCGACGCGCAUGACAGUAAAGAUGGGUUUUCGUUUUGUUAGAUACUUAGAUGGAAAAGAUGCGAUGCUUUUGAAAACCAGAGUUCCUGAUGAACCGGUAUAAUGAAUGUUUUCAUCAUGCAAAAUGAGAAACAGAUGCAAUGCUACUUCAAUUUCAAAUUCAAAAAAAAAAAACAUCACAGAACUCGGCGUCGAUUUUCGAAGCUUUGAAGCAACUUGUGCGUGAUCAGAAUUAUACGCGUACAAAAAUUAACGCGAGAAUCGCGGCCCUGGGACGUAAGUCCCAGGCAGAAAUUCAAAGACUUCCUUUGAGUCAUGAGCGACUGAUUGCGAAAGCAAUCAAACGGGUGCCGACAUUUAUUCGUGAAGUUUUGCUGCUGACCCGUUUUGAUCGUAUUUUGUAUGAUAGUAAAUUGUGGGAAUUCUGUGAUGUAUUCGUGCACUUUGUGUCUAGUUCUGCAUGACAAACUUGCAAUUCUAGAAAGAGUCAUCUUGAAUCAUCUGCGCAUCAACUAUUUUGAUGUCGCGACGCAUGACAAAGCAGCUCAGGAACACUUGACAACUAGGCCUCAACAUACAAAACAGGAAUUCCCACCUUGCAUCACCAUAACCGCGCGACGUUCCGCGACUCCGACAAGACCGUUUUGAGAGGCUGCGCUGAUGAAUCCGUGCAGGCGCUCCUGGUACUAAAAUAUUUCAACAUGUUCACUUGCAUCUUGUCUUGCGUAGAUUCAAAAAACUGGCUUUGUCGCCAAGGUACAUACGACACUGCAUGACAAAUAAGAACUUUGUGCCAAUUUCCUAGCAGCAUGUCAAGAAAGGGAUUUUGUGUGAUCAGAAAAGCAAGAUCAUGUUGAAAUUGCAUAAAAACUUCUUUCAGGAACACCUGAUGAGCCGCGCGUUGAGUCUCAGCGACGAGUCCACCGCCUUGUCCGCCUUGUACGUGUUCGAUUGGUGCGCUGAAUUCUGCAGCGACAACUGGUUGGCCUGGUGCGAAGUCGGAGCCAUCGACUGUCUCGACCAGGGUAUCGUGAACGCGGCGAGGUCCAAUGUGAACACCAAGAUCCGUACGUUGCAGGGAGUGGCAGAGUGGUAUUUUUGUACUUCAUGUGAGCAUCAAGUCUAGUAGUGAUACAUGUGUUUUUCAUCGAUGAUGCAACUAUUGCGCUUUCUAUCUUGGACUCGUGUAAUAUUGAAAAAAAUACUAAUACCAGGGCCGAGAACCGCGGUCGUUUCUUCAUCGGACCUACCACGCACAUGCCCGACUUGAAGGCCAACUUGAAGCUGGUGAUCCGCGCCUGCCGCGAGAAGAAGGUCCAGAAGCUCCAAUUGAAGAUGCGUGACGUCAUCGCCCUCAACCAGACCGAAACGCCCCAACAUAAAUUUUGGAUGAAACUCGAAACGGUAUGUCAUACAUAGCACCGUUCUGAACUUGCAUAAGCAAUCACUUUCGCAUGACACAGUGAGGCUUUCAUGAAAGAAAAUCCCUCUACUUGCAUUUGAAAUUACGUACAGAUUGUGAAUACCGCUGCGACGGUGGAAAUGUUGGAGGAGGGCUUGGUCAAGGUGGUGAACCACAUGAACGACCCGAUGCUCAUGUCGAUCGACAGCGCGUACGUGUUCAAGCUGCUGGAUGCCCAUGAGUGCGGUGAACUCUUCAUCUGGAAGGUGUACAACAAGGCCCACGGGAUGGUCGAAGUGACACUGUUUCAGCUGGUACGUAUCUGUUUUGUACAUCAGUGUUGAGUCGGUUCAGUUUCACACAUUAACGUAAAAAAUACAACAUCACGUGGCACAACGUCAUAUUUCGGCUUUCGGUUUACUUCGGUUUGAUGUGCAUAGCAUGUAGUGGAAAGAAAAGUCUGAAAUUAAAUUAAUACCAUCAUCACUACAGCGUCGUGAUGACAUGCGCGACUUCAUGCAGAACUUGAUCGACGCCGUCGGAUCCCUGGACGACAUGCCGCACCCCUGCAUCUCCAGCUUGGAUCGCCUGCGUCAGUCCAUCCAUGAGAACGACCUGGAGGCCUUUGCCAAGUUACCCGCCCGGAUCACCAUCGAUCUGGUCGGGGAGGUGCGCUCCAUGAUCCUCAAGCUAGAUGAAGAACGGAUUGUCAUGGACGUGAAGCGGAUGCUGAACAUUUUGUCGAAGAUGAAGAUGAUGUUCGAACAGACGCAGGAUGCCGGCGGGAACCACAACGUGGCCCUCCGCGACGAGGUCCACGCUGCGUUGGCCGAGUACAACAACUUGUCCGUCCGCAACCAGUUUCGUCCGUUGAUCCUCGCCUGCAACAUCGUCCACUCCGAGUACCAGAUCAACCUCGAGACGGGCGAGCAGAAGGCCCGGCAGGUCGCUGCCCACUUGGACUAUGUAGUGCAAUUCGAUGUUUCCAUCACGCUAUCGUCUUCGGUUCUAUGCAUAACAAUGUCAUGUAAAAACAACACUGGCACAAGUUCGAGUCUCGCAUGUUGAUUCUAUGUUAGCUGGAAAUAAUGCUGAUCUUGAAGUGAAAAAGCGUGACAAAGAGACGAAGUAGUGUGAUGGAAACAAUGCUUUCGCUUCCAUAUCGCCGUGUGCCGGAACAAAGUGUUUUUGUCCUACAACGAGGUCGAGGUCGCCUUCCAGGAGAUGAUGUCCGCGUUCCGCGUGUACACCCUGUUGCCGGCGCAGGCCGCGAUCACCACGGCGAUUAUCGGAAGUAUGAUUUUGCUUUUUGUUUUCUAGAUCGGUUGCGAGAAAGAGUUGUGAAGAGGGAGAGGAAGUGAAGAAAGAACAGUAUGAAAAACCCAAACGCGAAUCUUCAUGCCUAGUUGCACUUCAUGCAAGAAAACUUCAUCACAGACAUGCAGAUAUGUUCUUCACUACACAAAAACAGCUAUCAGGUGACUUUGAUGCUGCCAGCUUGGCGUUCGAAAACUCGGAUGAAGUCUGGGAAUUAGCGUGUGGGGAAGGUCGUAACAGUCUGUACCGCCAGAUUACCAGGAAAUGGCCGAAUGGCAAUCCCGCCGACGGGGAUCAGGCCAUGCCGCUGCAGAUGCGACCGGACAUGUACGUGCAGAGGCGCAGGGUGUCUAUGGACUUGGGCGAUGACUUGGACGCCGCGAAUGCCGCGCCGCAGCCGAUCGAGGAUGCCAACAACGACAAUGUGAACAACAAUGAGGCCAGCAACGGCAUCGAAGACGAGGAGGAUGACCUGUUGGCCGAUGACUAAUCGGCUUUGUAAAAAAGCGAAGGCUAUUGUGCUACAUUUAUUAGUGUUUUAUUAGUAACAUCUAGUGAUCACGAAGUAAGUGUUGUACAGUAGUUUUUACUUUUUGUUCAUGUAGAGAGCUGGCAGAAAAGCACUCUCUCUUGAACGUAUGCUCUGUAAAAGGGCAAAUAGGAUUUGCGUUCUCCGCGCAGCGAUGCAAAGAUAGUGUACCUGGAGCAUAAUUUCGAGGUCGCAUCAUUCGAGAAAAUAAAUCUGCGUGGGUUUUCCCAAAAGACGUGAGGGUGUAUCUGUUAGCCGUCUAUACAAAAGUUUCUGUUUCGAGAAACCCACCAGAUUAUGCGACUAUUCGAAAACAAACAAUUUAUUUGUCGAUGAAAGUAAAGGACCUGUGCAAAUCCUUCUUUUUGAGACCACAGAGUAAAAGUGAAAAUAAAAAAAGAACGUGCACCGCAACAGCUUUUUCAAAAUGCAAGCCUCGAUGUUCUUUCCACAAAUGCAAUAUCGAAUUGAUCACCUUUCUCUUUCUCACAUGUGAAGAAUGCAAAUGUAACAAUCGCGACGCUGUUAUUGAUUACAAAUGCAAAAGAGUGUCGUAUUAUGUCUUUCGGUUUGUGGCAAUUGAUAUUGUGAAAAGUCUUCACUUACAACACCAGCGACACAUGAGAAAGAGAGAAUUAUGCGGUGAGUAUGUUUAUUGAUUCAUAACAAAGACCGCACUUGAUGAGAAAGCAUUAGCUUAAGUUCAUACUAGUUACAACACCACCUCUUCCGCAGGUGGUGAAUGAGUGAGAGAUUCUGCUGCGCUGUCUCGCGCGGCAGCUACUUGGAGCCGCGGUUCGACUGCUGCUCUGGGCCACUUGGAGUUGUGGUUCGACGGCAGCCGCUACUUGGGAGCGGGUGCGGGUGGAGGCAGCGUGGACGGUUGAAGCCGUCUUACCGCCGUCCGAUGCCGUGGACGCGCAAUCGUCCAAUGCCGGGUGGAGGCAGCGUGGAUGCCGGGUGCCAUCGAUGCACCCGACGGUGGACUCUGCAGAUACGGACGAGCAGCUGCGAGUGCGGGUGGAGGAGCAGCUGCGAGCGCGAGUGGAAAGGCAGCUGCGAUGGAGAACGGGUGGACCACCAGCUGCGAUGGGUGGACGAGCCACCACUGCGCGUGACGCAGCUGACGGUGGUCACGGCAGCUGCGAGUGACGCCGUGGACGGGUGGAGGAGCUGCUGCGUUGCUCAGUGGAAGGUGGAUACGGCAGCAGCUGCUGGCGCGAAUCGAGGAGCAGCUGCGAGUGCGGGUGGCACUGCGAGUGCGGGCUUUCCCGCGAGUGCGGGUGGAGGAGCAGCUGCGACGGAGGACGAGUGGACGACCAGCUGCGCCGGCGAGAGGAGCAGCUGCGCGUGACGGAGCGGACGGUGGACACGGAAAGCAGAAAGGAGAAGCUGCGGUGGAAGCGGAAAUUUGGACUACGGGCAUUGGAGCCAGCGCGUCGAAGGAGCGGACAGCGGUUGUUUGAUUCGAUCAAACCUGAUGGAAAUCGCAUGGGACGCCGCGAAUAUCCAAAAAAAAGAGCUAUGGCCAAAUCAAUAAGCGGUGGUGAAGGUCAUGUCAAAGUCCCAUCGUGGAAUACUUCUUCAACUCAGGCAAAAAAAACGAUUGCCUUGUAUCUAUGUCGCGUUUUGUAUGUACCACAUCGAUUUCAAAAAAACCCCGCUUCGCAUGUUCCGGAUUCAAUGCAAUCUUUUUUUUGCGACACGACGUCAAGUCGACAAUCGUUUUGACGAUGCAGCACGUGAUCGACAUUUUUGCACAAAAGCAUGAUCGCGCGCGACUGCGAGUUGAUGAUGGCCAUAGCGCUUUUGUUCUGCAUAUCCUGGCAGCAGCGGAUGCAGCGGACCGGCGGCGAACAAGGACGAAAGGAAAAAGAGGAACAGAUGCGAAAACGCCGCCGGAUGGAAAAAUGGAAGCGCGGAGAACCCAGCGGUCCACGGAUGGUGGUCGUGCAUUGCAUUUGCAUUGCACUUGAUAAAGAACCGCUUCUAUCAAAAAAAAAUCUCUCAUGUUGCUUGCGAACACUGACAUAUCGGGCUGAAGCUUCACAGUGCAGUGGUUUGCAUGCUUGGGAAGAUCGAAGGCAGUAGCUCAUGAGAAUUUGAUCUUCGUGAAAAAAAGACUUUAAAUACGCAUUUAGAUCCUACAUUGAGGCGGAGGUAAAAUCUCACCGGAUCUGCACUGUGAAGCUUUUAGCCCUUUAACUUCUCAGAUAUGCAUGUAGUGUGUCAGUAUGGCGCUAAUGAUCACAAGCAUGUCGUUUGCAUAUGAAUAAUGCUUCACAAACCAGCAGCGAACACACGGCAGGAGAAGCAGCCGAACAGGAGCCGCCGACUAUCGUCUAAGCGAGUUCGUGUUGCGGACAGACAGAACGCCUUCCGUAAAGUGCGUGGGUGGCUUUAUUCAUGUCACCGCGAUGCACACCAAGUGCUUAAACUAACUAGAACACAAGCUGCUGCGACACAGCAGCGACGUGACUAUGCAGGAUCGGUUGCUUCUGGUGUUCAACAAACAUUGAAAAAAAAAUUUUAAACUUUAAGAAAUCCGGCAGCUGUCUGGUUUGCGUCAUUCAUCAAACCGCGCCGGUCCCAAGGCUGUCGCUCGCCCGCUAAGCCACUCCUAGCCACGAGAGCUCUAGCGUAACAAAGACAAAAUCAGGCGGACGGCCCGGGGCGGGGGUGCUGACUAAAUUCGCGCUAUAAUCUGGCUAAAUUUUUCCGCAGGCCGCGCAGCUUUUCGGCCCCACAUUGAUGGGCCGCGCGCCUUUGCCCGGCCUGCGCCCGCCUCGUGCGUGGGGCGGCCGGGCGCCGGGGGCGUUCCGCGGCUUCGCGCGAGGCCCUUUGCGCUCCUUUUUCGGCGGUGCCCCCCGUGGCGCCGCCCUCGAGCGAUUAAAAAUUUAAAAAUUCGGAGUGGUUUCCGUCCGAAUUUUUAAAUUUUGCAAAGGCCGGCCCGCGCCCCUGCCGGCUUCGCGGCCCCGCGCCACCGCCCGCCGGGCGAGUUCGCCGCGCUGCCGGACCCCCGGAUCCGGAAUUCGGGGAAGCUAAAUCGGACGGAUAAAUCUUCGUGAUUUUCCGCAGAAAUUUGGCUAACCGGACGCCUAAAAUGCCGCUAAAAGUGCGCUAACUUCCCCGCUAAAUAUGUCGCUAAAUAUGUCGCUAAAUAUCGCGCUAAGUGUGUUGCUAAAUCCGACAACAGGGAAAUCCCACUGGAUUUGGAUCCGCGGACCAAAUUUAGAAGAUUCCCGGUCGGAAUUUAGAACACAUUUUUUUAGAACGAUAUUUAGAACGAUAUUUAGACACAUACUUAGACACAUAUUUAGAAGCAUUCCAAGUGGAUUUCAGCCGCACCUUCCACCCGCGAUCCGAUCGUGUGUGAAAGGUCCAGCUGACUCUCCGGGGGCGAAGGGCAAGGUGUUCUUCCGUCGAGCGCGGGACGUAAGCUCCGCGCGCAAGCUUGGGUAGGUCGGCGGGCGUUGACUUGAAGUUGCCCGGCCGCUCCCGGCAAGCAAGGUCCGCAGCAAGGUUCCAAGCUCCCCGGGCGUGAUGGCCGGGUGGCCGCGCCGCACGGCCCGGGCCGAGCGAAGGCCCCGGCGCCCGCUCUGCGGCGCUUGGCAGAGCGGGGGCGGCGGUUGUUUUCCCGCGGGCUUUUUCUGCUUUGCCUCUUAGGCAGUUUCCUGUCUUUGGGGCCAAACUAUUUAGCGGGAAAAUAGAACAAAUUUAGCGCGUUACACCGCCCCGCCUCGUCCGUCUGAACAAAAAACUUUUACACGGGCUCGAGACGUCUAAGCCCAUAAGGCUUACGCGCUAAAAUAGCCGCGUCGAGCCGUCGCAGGGGAACCGCAGAAGCCAGCAGGCUGCUCUAUGGAGGGGUUUUCCUUAGUUCGGCUCGCCGGCAGGUUGCGUGGAAGAGCACCGGCGGGGGCCUGUCGCCUUUUGUUCAGCUUCGCAGGCUCAUUCACAAAAUAGCCCGCUCUUGGCCUGAUCCUUAAUAUUUACGUGCGCGCCACGACCGGUUAGUACAAGACAGCGGCGGUGCUACAAGGCCACAGGUAAACCAUCCCUACGCCUUCCGGUUGACCUUGACGAACUGACUACCAAAACCGUUGCAGAUCUCUUCAGCAUCGCAGUCGCCCAGGGUUACAACGCCGCGCAUCCCGAGGGUAGAUCAGACGGACCACAGAAAGGCGUUGCGAGGUGGCCAAACGACACCACGAUAGCGGGAGAGCGGAAGCAAGGCCUUUGUUCUACUGUGUGGCGUGCGUUGUUCUAGUCCUGUCUAGCUUGCUAGAACAACCUCUACGAGUAGCAAGAGGGACCUCUGUCAAGAACCUCUACGAGUAGCAAUAAAGCGCCAGUUACUCACUCCUCUUAUGUUCAAAGACCGCCCACAUACGUCGUUCAGCAUUACAAAUUCCGUUUUCACUUUCCGCGUUUUGUUUUGACAUUACAAGAUCUACCCGAUUUUUAUCUCGUUUGUCAUGCGGCUCAGCCGCCCGACAUCACCAUGCUGCUGUCCACGACCUGUGCUGUUCUGCAUUUGGAGAUAGUCUCUCUCUUAUCUGCUUUGCACUUGAAGAACGAGCUCUCUUGUCUCUCUCUUUCUCUUUUACAAUUUCUUUUUUUUUCACUUGUUUAAACGGAUCUCGUGAUUAUUUUUUUCGAACUCUGUUGCCUUUGCAGCGCAUUAGCACUUACCACGGUGUGAACGUUUUGCACGUCUCGCCUGGCCCCGAAGCGUCUGCGUUUUGCUCAGUGAUAAAUAUUAUCUCCCCGGUGUAGUGCUCGCUUGAUCUAAUGCCCGGCGUACUUUGCAAGCGUACGUUACGCCUUAUCCCGAUGAGAAACACGCGAUCUUAUCCCCCCGACCUAGUAAUCGCUUGCGCCUUAAAUAUAUACUCUUUUUGAAGAAAUUGCACAGUUUUUAUCUCCCCGAGCGGUAGUUGGUUUGAGGGUGUCGAAGGGGUGUGCGCCCUUUUUCCGGCUACAAGGCGUGUUUUGCUCAAGAAGUCACUUUGCACGCCUCGCCUCGUCUAUCAAAAGUGUCUAUUUUCCCGAUCCAAUACUCGCUUGCGCCUUAAGUCUAAAACUUUUUCAUUCGGCAUCGGGGUUUUGUGACUUAGCGCUUAGCAUGGUAUACGCGAUAUUCGAGGUUCAACUCGAAAGGAAGGCGUAUGGUUUUCUUAAAAAUAAUCACUAGCUCCCCGACUUAUAACUCGCCUGAGCCCAUUUUCGGGCGUGUCUGCUUUUUCGAUCUCUUGCAGCUUUCCACGGUAUACGCGAUAAGAUCGCCUCGCACUUCUCGCCUUGUCCCGACGAAAAGAUGACGCGUGUGCGGUUUUCUUAAAUAGCUGUUUACGUCUUUCCCCCGUGUGUUAGAAGGUUCGAAAGAUCGAGCCGUUUUUUGAAGUCCUAAUCCCGCCGAGCUAAAACAGCGACUUUUAGAAAAACAAGUAAAAAAUGAAAAUUUUCAGAAGGAUCAAACUGACUAAAAAGACUUACCCCGCCGGGCUAAAAGAGCUGAUUUGUAGUCCUUUUGAUAUUUAUUCACUUUCGCAAUUGAUCUUACCACGGUAUGCUGGAUGUGAGUUCAUAUCUUUUUGAUGUCUUUUUGAUACUUUCUGCGCCUUUGCACCACUGUUCAUUCAUUUAGUUUUAAAAUCACUAUGGAAAAAAAAGAUAAAAACGUGGCUUGUAAUGCUUAUUUGUCGCAUUUCCGCAGAUUUUGCUGUAAAAUCCUUUAAAAUUUAUGCACCACCGCUGUGAGACGGCUACAUGGAUAUUCAAAAGUUGCCGCGCAUCUCAACUCCGUUGCGCUACGGCGUUUUAGUCGUCAUUUUGUGUCUAGCAUUAGCUUCUAGUGUUUACAGGUGGUAAAAUCACAUGAUGAUAGCAACGCAUCCGAAGUUGCUAACUUAGUUCCGAAAUCAGCUGACCCGGGCACCUCCGUGCCAGCAAAAGUAAAAUCUUUUGGCACGACUGUAAAAUUUGAAAGGCUCCUUCUAGUUAUUAUUGUGGAAGGUGCAGGUCUUAGGGUUCACCAAAUUUUACUCACGUUUUGGUCUUGCAACCUCAUGCUUAAUGAUCCAUGCCACAGUGCCUCUUUACGCUUUACCGGGCUAGCAUUGUAGGCGCACAGCAUUUUCAAAAACAAAAAAAAUAGCAGAAGUCGCCACGAGAAGCAAUCGCAACCCCCGGCUAUUUUAGUUCUACCAUAAAUUUUUGCGCAUUUAGUCAUAGUCCGCAUGUAGAUCUGGCAUCGCCCGCCGUGGCUCCGGUUUCAGCUUCCACUUCUCCUGCUCGGCCAUUCGGAUUCUUGGCGAUAUUACGGCGGACUCGCUCGCUAUGAAGAGGCGAUGGCAGCGACGGUUAUAACAAACCGACCCCCAGAUGUUCUCGCAAGCCCGUGCUGGCGAUCCGGUCGAAGUCUCGCUCUCGGUCUGUAUUUCUGGCUGCGUGCGCACCGACUUUGACGACUGGCGGUCCAGGUGCUCCGAACAACCACCGCGGGCAUUUACUAUAGUGUAUAGCACAAUCACGAAAGAGUACAUUUGUCCUGCGCACUGCUCAUGCUUUUCUUUUGUAUUUUGUCGGCUGAUCGGCCCCAUUUAGCCUGUGCUACAAACUUUCAUAAAUGCAGCACUACCAAGCUCGUGUAGAUUUUGUUUCCCCGACCCGGAUACACGCUUCCCCCGCUGCUGCCUCUCGGUUGGACACCUCUUGGGUGCUCAGCUGUUUGUCAGGGCUUUUUACAUGCGCGUGUGAUCCGGUGGUGCAGGAAAAUGCGCCACGAUGGAGGUAAUCCCCCGGUGUUUCCCCCUGUCCCGCCCUUGCGCACUCGGGUUCCGCCGUGGACAUGAAAGCUUUAUAUGAUGAUCGGAGGCUAGUUCGUUGUCUGCGGAGUUCCAUCAUGGCGUCUGAUCGUAGAUAGCUUUGGGUCAGGUCUGCUAAUCCUGGCAAGUAGUUUCAUAUGGCGCCGGAGCUCUAAACAACUUACUUGUUCCUCAGCGCUAUUGCGCUUGCUACUGCUGCUUGUCAAAAAGAAAGUUUUAUUGUUUGAUCUCCGCUUGUGGAUGAUCGGCGAUUCGCGCCUGCUCUGGUCUGCUAGCCGCGCGCUACUCUUUCAGUUCGUGUGGGCUCCUGGUGCUGCGAUCACCGUCGGGAGUUGAACAACAUGAGAACAUAAGGACGUCGGUGUUUGAGAGCUAUUCAGUAUUCGACUUCCUACUACGUUUUGAUCCUUUUGCAUCCCUCACGCACAUCCAGGAUCUUUGUGUAGUUCGAAGCCCGCCGAAUUUUUGCGAGCGGAUUUAGCUUUCUUACCCCCUCGAAAAAAGGGGAGUCUCCUGACCCUUAUGGUCGUCCCUGCCGCCGGUGGUCACGUCCGCGUGGCGCUUUCAGCUAUUACUACGCCUGGCGUUACUACGCCCGCUACUGCUUUUUGGUUGGUAAGUGGAUAGAUAUUUUAAUGUUUGGUCUCCGCUUGUGGAUGGCCGGCGACUCGCGCCACAAAUGCACGUGUAGCUGCGCGCUACUCUUCAAGUUCGUGCGGACUCCUGGUGUUGCUGCCACCGUUGGGAGUAUAAGAAAGAAGAACAUAAGGACGUCGGGUCUUUGAAGGCUUUACUUUGCAAGACCUCCUUCCGUCAUUUUUGCUCUUUGCUGCGUUCACGCGCAAAUUGUAUUUUUGAUGGAUUGAGGCCCGCCGAAGUUUUGCGCGCGGGUUUAGCCCUCUUCUACCCCCCGAAAAAAGGCACGUCUUCGGACCCUUCAGGUCGUUGCCCCUCCGCCCGCGUUGCGCCCGCGCUUCGCCAUCAGCAUCAGCAUCAGCUAUAUAGGUUGUCUCUCUCUCUCCCUCUCUCUCUCUCUCUCUCUCUCUCUUUCAAUAAGAAGAAAAAGGAAACUGUUAGUAAUUACAUCAGUUGUUGUGGCUUUCCUCCCA